UUUUCUUUUCUUUCCUCCUCCCCCUCCCCUCCCCCCUGGAUUUUAACCUUUCAUCUCUGAAGACAGCCAUGGAAUCGACGGUCGAUGACGAUGCGAUGGAGGCGUGAAUGUGGUUUGGCGUGGCGAUAGCUGAACGAUGCCCAAGGGUGGGGGUUCUAAAACCCCCCAGCUGGAGGACUUCCCACUCAGCACCGACAUGGUGGAGAAGCAGGGUGGGAAGAAGGAUAAAGAUAAAAGUUUGUCAACCAAGACUCCCAAGUCGGACCGUAAUGAUGGCGUCAAAGAGAUGAAAGAAAAAGCCCCCAAGAGGAAACUUCCCUUCACUGUCGGCGCCAAUGGAGACCAGAAAGAUUCUGACUCGGAAAAGCAAGGUCCGGAGCGGAAGCGCAUUAAAAAGGAGACGACCAACACCAGGAAGCCAGGCCUGCCCUUCGGAAUGGGCAUGCCAGGGAUCCGGGCUGGGUACCCGCUGUCGGAGAGGCAGCAGGUGGCUCUCCUCAUGCAGAUGACGGCAGAGGAGUCAGUAAACAGUCCAGACACAACACCAAAGCACCAGUCACAGUCAAAUCUGGGUCAGAAGGGAACGCCAAACUCCGCCUCUAAAACCAAAGACAAAGUGAAUAAGCGGAACGAGAGAGGUGAAACACGCCUCCACCGGGCUGCCAUCCGCGGAGAGGUACGCCGCAUCAAGGAGCUCAUCAGCGAGGGAGCUGACGUGAAUGUAAAAGACUUUGCAGGCUGGACCGCACUGCAUGAGGCAUGCAACAGGGGGUAUUACGAAGUGGCCAAGCAGCUGCUGGCAGCAGGGGCCGAGGUCAACACCAAGGGCCUGGACGAUGAUACUCCUCUACACGAUGCUUCAAACAAUGGCCAUUUUAAAGUGGUGAAGUUGCUCUUGAGAUAUGGAGGGGAUCCUUGUCAAAGCAACAGAAGAGGAGAGACACCACUGAAGGUGGCGAGUUCUCCAACCAUGCUGAAUUUGUUGCUAGGGAAAGGCACUUACUCCUCUAGUGAGAGUUCGUCAGAAUCUUCGGAGGAGGAAGACGCCCCAUCAUUUGCUCCCUCCAGCUCCGUUGAUGGCAAUAACACGGACUCGGAGUUCGAGAAGGGCCUGAAGUUGAAAGGGAAGGCCCUCGACCCACCCAAAUCCACUACCACGCCCAUUAAGGAUGAAUAUGAGUUUGACGAGGACGAUGAGGAGGAGCGCGUCCCACCCGUGGACGACAAGCACCUACUCAAGAAAGAGUUCCGCAAGGAUCCUGUCAGCAAGGGCAACAGCUUCUUCUCCAUUCCCAAGAUGGAGGUCAAAACAUAUUCCAAAAGCAACUCGCUCACACCAAAGAAGCCGGUGCGCCGGAUCCUGUCAGACAGCAACAGCUCAGACGAGGAUGAUCCGACGUUGUGUUUUACGCCUGCGCCCACGCCUAGACAGCCUGCUGCACCGACCAAUGCCAAGAGCAGGGAGUCUACCACGCUGAGCUCCAAACAGCAAAAAGACAAAAACAAAGUCAAGAAGAAGAGGAAGAAGGAGACAAAAAAUAACGUCAGCAAAGAGGUGCGGUUCGGCAAAGUGAAUGACAAGUUUUGCACCUCGGACUCUGAGACGGGUGACAUUGAGAGUGAGGAUGACAAAGGCUCGAUGCCAAGUUCAAACUGUGUAAAGGACUCAUCUGUAUUGAACCUCAAAGACUCAUCCGUGUUCAGCUCACUGUCCGCGUCGUCUUCGUCCUCGCAUGGGAGUUUGGGCUCACAGAAGCUCACACAGUCUCUGGCAGAACAGCACCCAAAGCAGUGGAGGACAGACGGCUGGAAGACUGUGUCCUCCCCAGCUUGGUCUGAUGUCAGUUCCCUCUCUGAUUCAGUAAGGACAAGGCUUUCCAGUGAGUCAGACUAUUCUUCUGCGGACUCCAGUGUAGAGUCUGUAAAACAGGUGAAAAAGAGAGCGCAGGAUAACAAGAAGAAAAAUAAUACACAUGCCAAUGCAUUAGACAAAAAGAGUUCUGACUUUUAUAAGACCUCAAAUUCAGAUGGAACAGUUUCUAAAACGGACAAGGAUGGAAAGGUCUUGAAAAAACACAAAGUGAAACACAAACACAAAAACAAAGAGAAGGAGAAGGUUCCAAGCCUGGUCUUAAAUCAAGACAUGAAUGAAAAGUUUGUAAAGAGCUUUACCUUUGACUUUGAUGACUCUCGGCAGAAGUCCCUGAUCGUUGAGACAGAAUCACCUUCUGACAAAGUCAAGCUCUCAAAGCAUGACAAAGAUCAUUUUAAGAAAGAGGACAGAGUUUUGAAAGGUAAAACUGAUGAUAAAGAUUGGUCAGGAAAAGAAGUUCAGAGACUAUCUAAAGAGGAGAAGUCCAAGAAAACAAAGGAAUCCAACAAGGAGAGAGCAAGCAAAGAGGACAAGGAAAAAUCUUUAAAAUCAGAAAAGGAGAAAAGCAUGAAAGAUAAAGAAAAGCCAAAGGAUGAAAAACAGAAGUCUCACAAAGAGGAUAAAAAGAAAAAGUCUAAGGAUAAGUCGCUCAAAACAGAAAAAAAGAGUGAUCUGAAAGAAGACAAACAUUUUAAAUUGGACAAGGACAAAAGUGGAAAAGAGGAAAAGACAAAGAAGGAUAAAGCUAUCAAGGAGGAACCAGAUUACGAGGAUUACGAUAUCAAAAAUCAUUUUUUAGAGGACACCAAGAUGAGCGCAUCAGAUGAUCAUGAUCGCUGGCCAUCGGACCUUUCCUCCGACAGUUCCCUCUAUGGGCGACGGACAGCUGGAUGCUCCAAUGAAGAAUACAAAUCAAAUAAUUCUGUAAAACUAAUAGUAGAAACAAUGAAAGAAGAGAACAGGGACCGCAGAAAAGAAAACAAAGUGAAAGACAAGAAGUCUGAGCAUGGGGACAAACGCUCAGAGAAAGAAGCUACAUGCAAGAAGAAAGAGAAGGAGUCCUCAGAUAGGAAUGAAAAGAAAAAGGACUGGACAGAACAGAAGCUCAACUCCAGCCACUCAGAAAAGGAGAAAAAGCGAAAGGAAUCAGUGAGGGGGUGUGUCAAAGAGAAAAAGGAGAAAGAAUCUGUCGAUGGCAGCAGAGACCGAAAAGAUUCCUAUGAGUUCACCAAGGAGCGCAAAGACUCUAAAACAAAACAGGACUGCUUGAGAGAAGAAUAUGGAAGUGAAGCCUUCUUUAAAGACAAGUCAGAAAGUGAACCCAUUGCUAAGUCGGAUCCCAGGGAGAGGAACCACUCUGGAAAAGACAAGGAAAAGAAAGGGGAUGGUGUUGAAAAGAAAGACAAGUUGAAAAGCGAUAAGCACAAAGACAAACCAAAAGAUAGAAAUUUGGACCAGGACAAGGAGAAGCCUGAGAAAAACUCACUUGACAGAUCUUUAAAAGAAAAAGACUUGGAAAGAAGCUCCAAAGAAAAGAAAGAUGGAGCUAAAGAUAAACACAAGGAUUCUCACGGCAAGGAUAAGGAGAGGAAGAUGUCAUCUGAGCCAAAGUAAAGACAAGAAGAAAAAACAUCUCAGGACAAUGCUGAAAGAGAUUUUCUUGAAUUUAAAAGGGAGGAGAAGAAACCUGAAAAGGUCAGAGAGAAGACAUGGUAUAAAAUUGAGGAUAUAUUCACAGAUGAGAGUGAAGAUGAAAGUGACACUUACAAUGGAGGUGUGGCAAAAUUAAGUGAUUCAUUUGGACUCUCAUUAGAUCGAAAAGACUCUACGCCUGACAGGGACGACAUAGAUCACAUUCUAACGGAUAAACACAGAAAGUACUCUGCAGAGGGGAAACAACACUCCACAGAAAAACAGAAAGAAAAGGAACAUAAAGAUAAAAAGAAAGAGAAGCUAGCCUUUGACUCUGGAAAAGAGAGAAAAGGCUCUAUGGAAAAACACAAAGAUAAGAAAGACAAGGAUUUGACAGACACAAAACACAAAGAGCGCAAAGACAGAGCAUCUGUGGACUCAAAUCAGGACAAGAAAAACAAGCAGAAGCCUGCAGACAAGAGGGAGAUUGUGGAGGAGAAGAGCAAAAGCAAAUACAAAGAUAAGCCAGACCAUUUGAAAGACAGAAAAUCCUCAAAAGGGAGUGGAGAGAAUGAGAAAUCCUUGCUUGAGAAGCUGGAGGAAGAGGCCAUGAAUGAUUACAAAGAUGAUCCCAAUGAUAAGAAUAGCGAUAUCUCAUCAGACAGCUUCACAGACAGGGGUCAUGAGCCAGUUUUGAGCUACUGUGACUCAUCCAAUAUCAGCUUGCCAGAUAUGUCGGAGGACAGAAGAGAGCUGCUGUCCAUCUCCAACCCGCAGGACAAAUUCAGAGAGAAAGAGAGGCACAGGCACUCCUCCUCCUCGUCAUCCAAAAAGAGUCACGACAAGGACAAAGAAAAAGUCAAGAAAGACAGAGGUGACAAGAGGGACAAGUCGGAGGAGCUGAGAGAAUCUUUUGGACGCAGGGAGAGCUUACCUUUUGAGAAAGAACUCAUGCCUCUGGAAGCCGAUCCAUACACUUUUCCAUGUGGAUCUAAGGCUGAUGGAGACGAUGACCUGGAUAAGACUCUAGAAUUUGAGAAGGAGAUGUCCAAAAAGGACAAGACGAAUAGUGUCAUCACCAACGAAAAAAUAAAAGACAAGAAGAAGAAAGAGAAGCAUAAAGAAAAAGUGAAGGAGGAGAAACAUAAAUACUCGGAUGGUUUUGGGUCCUUUAGACACUCCAAAGAAGAUCAGAAAUCUGGACUCAAAGAAAGCCCUCAGCUGACGAGUUUGAAAGACAAGACUAAAGAAGACAGUCCAAAAUUUGAUGGCAAAAAUAAGGACAGAAGCAGGGAAAUCACAGAAAAAGACAGAACUGAUUACAACAAGACAAAAGUCAAAGAUGAGAACGACAAGAUUGGCCAGUUGAAAGACACAGUUAGGAAAGAUACUCGCCCACGGGAGAAGCUUCUUGUUGAUGGUGACCUGAGACUGACGAGCUUUGGCAAAAUGCUUAGCUUAAAAGACCAGGAAAUUGAAGAGCGUCAUAAGAGACACAAAGAGAGAAUGAAACAGAUGGAGAAGCUCCGGCAUAGAUCAGGAGAUCCAAAGCUUAAAGACAAAACCAAGUCCAGUGAAGAUCUGAAAAAGAACCGGGGCGAACUUUCAUCAAAAAAGUCAGGUUCAUUGGACUCUACCUUGAAAGAAAAAAAGCUCAAAGACAGCCUCCCCACACAAAUGAUGUCUCCUGAUAGGAAGUCACAGCCCAUGGAUGGCCAGAACUCAAAAGACUGGCUGACAGGCCACCAGAUGAAGGAAAAUCUUCCAGCAUCACCAAGACCUGAUCAGAACCGACCAACAGGGGUUCCUACUCCUACAUCUGUGAUUUCAUGUCCAAGCUAUGAGGAAGUCAUGCAAACUCCUCGCACACCAUCUUGCAGUGCAGAGGACUACCCAGAGAUCAUGUUUGAUGCUCUGGACUGUCAAAACUCCUCUGCAACAACAAUGUCCAUGAAUGCCUGCUCCCCAUCAUUCUUUGAUAGGUAUUCAUCCCAGAAUUCAUCCCACAGCUUCCAGGAAGGAACAUGUAUAACACCAGCAAAAAAUAUGCAGCUACCGCUUGUGAGUCGAUCGGUUUCCUCUGAUGUUAGACGACCUCUGGAAGAGGACUUCAAAUUAGAAGAUGACAAGUUUCUUAGGCAGCAAAGUGCAUCAGCAGCUGCAGAAUUUGAGUCAUCUGCCUCACACCUUCCUGAAGACAAAAUGCCAAUGGAGAGACUUGACUGUCUUUCUUCCCCAUACUUUUCCCCCCAUAUUGACAUGCGGUCUCCAAGGCCAGAGUCAUUGCAACCCCUUCCAGAUAGAGCUUGUACAGGAAAUUCUGGCAAUGAUGCAAAUGAGCUCCCACCAGAGAGCAUAUAUAACAACUAUCUAAUGAAACCUUCAACUCCAAUUCACAGAUCUGACCCCCAGGAGCCAUGCCUGGACAUAGCUGCCCCUCCAACACCAGCCCCUGCAGCUCUGCCUCCCAUGGACAUUGAUGACCUGUCUGUACCACCUCAGAAUGAGCCUAUGUUGUUACCGGCCGAUCCAGUGAGCAGCACUGAAUAUCUGCCUCCACUUGUGGAGGAGCAAGAUGAUGAGGAGGAAGAUGAUGAUGAUAAUGAGGAAGAAGAGGAAGAGGAAGAUAAUUCUGAGGAUGCUGCAGAAACUAUGAUUGCAUCUGAACAUGUCAUGCAAUCCGAAGAAGAUCCUGCAUAUUCUCUUAGUAUUGAAGAGUCUGCCAGGAAGACUUGGGUUGAGUCUCCAGAUCGGAGAGAACCCGAAGUGAUUCCCCUGACACCUCCUCGUCCUCAGGAUAACAUCAUGGAAAACUCUUGUGAUCAGUCUGAAGCUUGGAACUCAGCAGGACUUAUAAAGUCACCUCUUGAGAGCUAUGGAGAAGUCGAAGCUGCUGUUUCAAAGAUCAGCAGUCCAUAUUCACACUCAGAUUGUGAGCUGCCGCAUAUCCCUACAGCAAUGACUGUCCAACCAUCCGUUUCUCCCCCUUAUUCCACGUAUUCUAGGUCAUACUGCCCUGCACAGAUUUCAGAGCCUCAUUAUGAGGUACAGAAAGACAGUACAGAGGAUAUUUCAUCACCAGCAAGACCUGUGACUGAGCCUGUGGACUCAGAAUCGAACUUCUUGCCACCUUCAACUCGACUAGAAACCUUCUUCCCAGAUAUCAAACCCCAUGUUGAGGAGAAUCAAAUGGAUGUUGAACCAUCAUGCAUGACACAAGAGAGCAAAGAAGAAUCCCUCAAUUAUGCGCCUGAGAGCAGUAUUGCCCAGUCUGUGAGACGUGAAUCUCAUUGGACUGACCCUUUUUCUACUGCAGUUGAUGAGUUGGACGACCUGGGUCCAUUUUCAUUGCCAGACCUUCCAUUCCCAGAAAAAGAGAUGCAAGAGCCUGAGAUCAUAGCCCCAGAGAUGGAAGAGAACAGGCAUCUACCCACACAAAUAAGACCUCUGCCAGUGGAAGCAGGCAAGGAUCUAGGGGUGAGGGAAGUUGGCUUACCCAAUUUAACUAAAGCACCUUGUUCCCCAGCUGUUGUUCCUCCUGCAGAGCCUGCUCCAGAUUUGGUGCCUCCUUCUCCGGAGGAGAGCUACAGACCACAGCACGAGCUGGAACCAGAGCCUCAAAACAUUCCAGACGUUCCCGCCCUUAAAGAAAUUAUUCAGGAAGAUGUGGGCAAGUUUAAUGAUCGGGACGAAAGUGAGGGCAAUAUGUUUUCAGCUACUGAUGGAGAGAAUGAGCAGGGAUAUGGACAGAAAGAUAUAUCCCCUGAUAUUCUGACCCCAGUAUCCAUAGCAACAUGUUUGGAACCACUGACAGCUGCGAAAGCAGAUCAGAUUGGACCUACCCCAGUGGUAGCUCUAGGUCCCUCUUGCAGUCCCCGCUCUUCUGCUCCUGUUUUGGCCGUCGCGUCAUCUGGCACAGCCCAAAUGUCAGAGGCCUUGGAAACGGACAGCCAAGCUGCCAGUCAACCGUUCGUAACACCCGAAGCCCCAAAGAAGAUUGAGGAGAUACCACAGAGGAUGACUCGAAAUCGAGCUCAGAUGCUGGCCAACCAGAGCAAGCAGAGCACUGCAACAAGCACCUCUGGCAUUUCAUCUUCUACAACCUCCUCUCCGGUCACCACAAGCAGCACCACCACCAGUUCUCCACCUGCUGCUACCACAGGGGAGAAAGAAAAAGAGAAGGAGCCCAUCAGUGCCAUCACUGCUCAGACCUCCACCCCAGCACCACCUGCUCUCAUCACCAAAACAAAAGGCCGCGCUGUGGAGGAGGAGGAUGGUCAGGCACAGCAUCCACGCAAAAGAAAGUUCCCGAAGUCGGGGCAGCAGCAGGUGCAGGUACAGCUGGUCAACACAGCCAUGCAGCAGACUCGCGAGAUGAUUCAGCAGACCCUGGCAGUCAUAGUAAAUGCCAUCAAGCUGGAUGAAAUCGAACCCUACCACAGUGACCGUUCCAACCCUUACUUUGAGUACCUGCAAAUCCGCAAGAAGAUUGAAGAAAAGCGGAAGAUUCUUUGUUACAUAACACCCCAAGCUCCUCAGUGCUAUGCAGAGUAUGUGACAUACACAGGCUCCUACCUGCUUGAUGGCAAACCUCUGAGCAAACUGCAUAUCCCAGUGAUUGCUCCACCACCAUCUUUGUCAGAGCCGCUGAAGGAACUUUUCAGACAGCAGGAGGCAGUGAGAGGGAAACUGCGGCUGCAGCACAGCAUUGAGCGGGAAAAACUCAUUGUGUCUUGUGAACAAGAGGUACUGAGAGUUCAUUGCAGAGCAGCGCGAACCAUCGCUAAUCAAGCGGUUCCAUUCAGCGCCUGCACCAUGCUCCUGGAUUCAGAGGUCUACAAUAUGCCUUCAGAGAGCCAGGGGGAUGAGAAUAAGUCUGUGAGAGAUCGCUUUAAUGCUCGGCAGUUUAUCUCUUGGAUUCAAGAUGUGGAUGACAAGUAUGACCGCAUGAAGACAUGCUUACUGAUGCGCCAGCAGCAUGAGGCCGCCGCAUUGAACGCAGUGCAGAGGAUGGAGUGGCAGCUCAAGGUGCAGGAGCUCGACCCCGCGGGACACAAGUCCCUGUGUGUCAACGAGGUCCCCUCCUUCUAUGUGCCAAUGGUUGACGUGAACGACGACUUCGUAUUGCUGCCUGCGUGACACUCUCGGACGCGGA
Molecule: messenger RNA, 8660 nt
Organism: Electrophorus electricus (electric eel)
Lineage: Eukaryota; Metazoa; Chordata; Actinopteri; Gymnotiformes; Gymnotidae
Gene: ankrd11
Product: ankyrin repeat domain 11
Biological process (GO): anatomical structure morphogenesis
Molecular function (GO): protein binding
Source: RefSeq, a predicted model, not a curated record